Drosophila sechellia is the source of this 1988-nucleotide messenger RNA. Its product is annotated as TWiK family of potassium channels protein 7. Lineage: Eukaryota; Metazoa; Arthropoda; Insecta; Diptera; Drosophilidae. The transcript is spliced from 8 exons. Gene Ontology annotation, cellular component: plasma membrane. The record is from RefSeq and is a predicted model, not a curated record. The coding region runs from base 287 to 1522 and encodes 411 amino acids. Gene Ontology annotation, biological process: potassium ion transmembrane transport; stabilization of membrane potential. Gene Ontology annotation, molecular function: outward rectifier potassium channel activity; potassium ion leak channel activity.
CAGUCGCAACUUUGACUUGUUGACGGUUGGUUCUCCUCGGGAUUCUGGGGCUGCGUCGAAUUCCAGAUCGUUUGGCGCGAGUGCGAAACAUUUCAAAAGUUGCCCCUUUGCGUGAGACGUGCCCCCGAAAUGUUGGACUCACAGGACCAAGGCGGCCCGGGCCCCUGAAAACCAAAACCAAAAAAAAAGAAAGAAUUUAAGUAGUUAUAAAAAAAAUACACAAUUAAAUGAUAGCACAAGUAAUUUGGGCAUAGGCCGGCCAAAUCAACCAGAAACGGAGUGCAGAAUGCCCAUGAAGAAGGUGACGGUGAAGGAGUACGAUUCGCAGGAUGAGGCCAGCACCGAGCUGCUGGAGAAGCUCAAGCAUCUCGACCGCCGUGUGGAUGCCGCCGAGAGCGGCGGCGUGGCCAAGGGAACUGCCGGCGGCCGAAGGAGCACCGCCUGCUGGCAGUCGAUGAAGUGGAAGUCGGCGCUCAAUCACAUCGGACUGCUCGUCUCCCUGUCCAUUUACUGCGGCGUGGGCGGAUUGAUAUUUCGCCAUUUAGAACGUCCUGCGGAAGUGGAUCGCCUUUCGCAUCUGAAGGAUAUUGUGAAAACGCACAGAGAGCGCUUUCUGCACACCAUACUAAACAACACCGAAGUGCACAAUCUCGACGAGCUGUUGUCCUUCGAGCUGGCCAAAUAUGAAGCGGCCGUUCAACAGGCGGCUGAGGGAGGGCUACUCAUUGUGGCCGACAAAGACUUUCCAGAGCCCUACGAGCGAUGGAGCAUCCUGCAAGCUGUGUUCUUCUCAUCGACUGUGUUAACCACCAUAGGCUAUGGCAAUAUUGUGCCAGUGACGACCGGUGGUCGGGUGUUUUGCAUUUGUUUCGCCCUCAUCGGCAUUCCGUUCACCCUCACCGUGAUUGCCGAUUGGGGUCGACUGUUUGCUACCGCAGUCUCUGUGUUUGGCAAACACAUGCCCACCAAACCAAAGUUUACCAACUUUAUUGGCAAAACCUGGUUCUAUGCCAUUUUGGCCGUCGGCUUUCUGGGCGUUUACUUGGCCGCUGGAGCUGGUCUUCUCCUGCUCUGGGAAGAUGAUUGGACAUUCUUCGAUGGUUUCUACUUUUGUUUCAUCACCAUGACAACCAUCGGAUUCGGUGAUUUGGUGCCAAAGAAACCCAACUACAUGCUACUGUGCACAUUGUAUAUUCUCAUUGGCCUGGCCUUGACAUCGACCAUCAUUGAGCUGGUGCGCAGGCAAUAUGCCACCAGUUGGGCCAAGCUGCAGGAGCUAUCUGGUCCCAUGGCGGAGACUCUACGUCGCUUGGGCGAAACAGCGGGCACGGGCCUGGAUUACACAGCCCUGCAGAAGGUGCUUACGGUGUCCAUGCCCAAAUGGAAUAGCAAGAAGAACGAGCACAGUCCCGAUAUUGCGGCCCUGGAAGCCAUCACGAAUGCCAUUUUGAAGGAGGUCAAGGAGGCGCAGAACAACAAGCCGAAGGUCCUGCAGAUCGUCAUCUACGAGUCCUCCGUUUAGGAUUAUGCAAAUAUUAACCAAAAAUCGGGGGAAAGAAACAAGACAGCGAGAGAUAGAGAGAGCUUCCAACGAUGAAAAGUGCUGCAUAGUUUUGGGCGAGCGGGCAGAAAAGCAAAGAAAAUAUAUAUCAAGCGAAAUAUCAAUUGUAGUUAGGCUGCCGAUCGUCAACCACAUGUUACAGUGGACACUGGCUACUGUAGCACUGCCAGACUUCCAUAAGUUAGUGUCCGUACUUAUAGCUAUUAUAUAGUCAAAUGUCUAGGCAAUAAUAUUGCUCAUACGUACACACACACACAUGCAAAGCACGGCAGGUGAUUUAAUAUCUAUAGUAAUAGAAAAUCUUUUUUUUUUGAGUAAUUCUAACCGUAUGAGGUAGCUUAGGUUAUUGGUAAUCUUAAUCGUAACUCUUGUCCAUACCAUGCAUAAAUGUCAUCUUAAAAAUAAACCAAGAAAAAGACUUCAACAA